GACACAUUUUAUUGGAUGUCAUCAUCUGGACCUCGUAAGAGUUUGGCGUCGAGGCCGCAGCGUGACAGGUCAUGUGACAUCCCAACCGCCAGAAUCUCAUUAGACCCUCCCCCCAAUAGGAAAUAACAGGCACACAGACCCGCAGAGGGCAGCGACACUGGACCGGCGAAGAGGGCGUCACCGCCAGUCCUUAUGUGGGAGGAACAUACGGUAAUGCCCAACGAAUCUAAGGCGGGGGGGAGAGACGGAUCGCAAAAAUGUGAUUUCCCUUUCAUCCGUCACAGCAAAAAUAAUCAAAACGAAGAAACGUGCAACGAGGGCGGAGCGCAGCAGACGACGCGACACGGCGGCAGAGAUGGGCGCAGCUGGCCACACCCCACGGCGGCAGAGAUGGGCGCAGCUGGCCACACCCCACGGCGGCAGAGAUGGGCGCAGCUGGCCACACCCCACGGCGGCAGAGAUGGGCGCAGCUGGCCACACCCCACGGCGGCAGAGAUGGGCGCAGCUGGCCACACCCCACGGCGGCAGAGAUGGGCGCAGCUGGCCUCACCCCACGGCGGCAGAGAUGAGCGCAGCUGGCCUCACCCCAUGGCGGCAGAGAUGGGCGCAGCUGGCCUCACCCCAUGGCGGCAGAGAUGGGCGCAGCUGGCCACACCCCACGGCGGCAGAGAUGGGCGCAGCUGGCCUCACCCCAUGGCGGCAGAGAUGGGCGCAGCUGGCCACACCCCACGGCGGCAGAGAUGGGCGCAGCUGGCCUCACCCCACGGCGGCAGAGAUGGGCGCAGCUGGCCUCACCCCACGGCGGCAGAGAUGGGCGCAGCUGGCCUCACCCCAUGGCGGCAGAGAUGGGCGCAGCUGGCCACACCCCACGGCGGCAGAGAUGGGCGCAGCUGGCCUCACCCCAUGGCGGCAGAGAUGGGCGCAGCUGGCCACACCCCACGGCGGCAGAGAUGGGCGCAGCUGGCCUCACCCCAUGGCGGCAGAGACGCGCGCAGCUGCAGGAGACGUUGGACAGGGACACGUCUUGCCGCACUCCGUUCUUCCCUCCAUUUGGCAACAGAAAGUAUAAAAUCUAUAAUAAACAAGAUGUGCAAAAUGGCGAGAUCGUCCGAGUGACGGGGGGGCGGGGUCAACUCUGCGCCAAAAGAUCAGGUACGUGAUUCAGA
This is a messenger RNA of Bufo bufo (common toad), 1166 nucleotides long. Its product is annotated as 5E5 antigen-like. The transcript has 2 exons. NCBI's taxonomy places the organism in Eukaryota, Metazoa, Chordata, Amphibia, Anura, Bufonidae. Bases 193 to 1116 code for a protein of 307 amino acids. The record is from RefSeq and is a predicted model, not a curated record.